This is a messenger RNA of Papilio machaon (common yellow swallowtail), 5100 nucleotides long. RefSeq names its product fibrillin-2. The record is from RefSeq and is a predicted model, not a curated record. Lineage: Eukaryota; Metazoa; Arthropoda; Insecta; Lepidoptera; Papilionidae. Gene Ontology annotation, molecular function: calcium ion binding. Bases 167 to 4822 code for a protein of 1551 amino acids. The transcript is spliced from 28 exons.
CGCAUGCGUCGCUCCUGUCAAAUGCGCGCUCUUAAAUUAUAAGGAUUAAUGGAUUUUUGUAAUAAAUCAUUCAAGAAAGGUCUAAUUUGGAAGACAAUAUGAAGCGAUAGUUUUUUUUCUGUUGUUUGUGAUAAUUAUUUUGUACUGUUUAUUUGAUAUUGUGAUAAUGCAGUGGAUCAUUUUAUGUAUUUUCUUUGUGUCCCUUCACAAGGGAAUUUCUGCAUCCCUUGCUGAUCAAAUGGCAGAGAUGACGCAGCAGUGCUGUGAGCAAGGCACAGCGCACGCGCGGACUCACGGGGGCACUGAUUGUCCGUCAGCAGUGCCUCCAGGCGUGCACCCAAUGUUCAGUACUCUGUGCACUUACGCUAUGGACCAGUGCUGCAAAGAACAUUACAAAAAAAAGGAGGCAUGUGAAAGCGGGAUAGAUAUAGCAACGAGAAAGCAAGAUUGUAGCUUAACUAAGGAUUCCUCAAAGAAAUGUUGCGAUGAGUGUCUCAAGGGUUCAGCUGCGGGUAUCUCCCGCGGCGGCAGCGCUUGUAUUGUAGACACGCGGGGUCUGAGUGGCGAUCAGCUGCUGGCAGGAAACGCUUUCAAUACCUGCUGUCAGAAAUCAGCAAGUAAAUCGAUGAGAACGGAAACUGUAACACGUCGACCUGGUGAUGCUAUUGUUACGAGGAAACCUUUAGAAGACGAGCUGACAUCAGUUUGUGAUGAUUUCGCGCCGAACGAACUUUGCGCUCAUCACUGCAUACCCAUACCAGGAUCAUACAGAUGUGAAUGUAAUCCAGGUUUUAGAUUAAUGGCUGAUAAAAAAAAUUGUAUGGAGGUGGAGAAGAAUAGAUGCAAGCCACAUAAUCCGUGCCAACACAAGUGUAAUGAUAAUGGUAUCGCUGUUCUUUGUUCCUGCAGACGAGGUUACCAACUCAUGGCUGAUGGCAAGUCGUGUGAAGAUAUAGAUGAAUGUCUUCUCAACCCACCCGUGUGUUUGCCAAAUACACAAUGCGUUAAUAUACAGGGUUCAUACAAAUGUAUCCUUAAGAAGAUAAACAGCGUAGAAAAAGGCCAAUGUCCGCCUGGUUUUUCUAGAAAUAUACUUAACAAUGCCUGUGAUGAUAUUAACGAAUGUAAGUUAUCACAACCACCAUGCCCUUCGUACUUAUGUGAGAACACAGUAGGUGCUUACAAAUGUGGAGGUAUUAAAGGGGAUCCAUCGAAUUUACCAAAAAAACAUUCAACAACUGAAGAUCAAUGUCCCCCCGGUUUUAAAAGUAGUGGUAAUAAUGAAUGUGAAGAUGUGGACGAAUGUGUAAUUCAUAAAGAUGAUUGUAAUCCAAUGUCUCAAUUCUGUAUUAAUACAAAAGGUUCAUUUUACUGUCAAGAUAAAGUUUCAAAGCACUGCCCACCCGGUUUCAAGAUCGAUCCUGUUACUAAUAAGUGUGAAGAUAUAAAUGAGUGUGAAGAAGAAGAAGAUAUCUGCAAACCGAAUCAAGUGUGUGUUAAUUUGCCCGGAGAAUAUAAUUGCAAAUCUGUGAAAGAAUCGAGCACCGCCGUAAAACAUAAAUGUGCCGAUGGUUUACGUUACAGCUCCGAGUACCAUGGUUGUGUAGAUAUUGAUGAAUGCGCGGAAGGUAUACACAUCUGCGACCAGUACCAGACCUGUCACAAUACUUUCGGUAGUCAUGAAUGUCACUGUAAUGUCGGUUUUGAACUGGACACAACGACUGGCGCUUGUGUAGAUAUAAAUGAAUGUGCUACUGAACAAAAUGACUGCAUCGCUCAGUCCCAGCGCUGUGAUAACACGGUGGGCUCUUAUCUCUGCGUGAGGUUCAUAUCUUGUGGCACCGGGUAUAUAUUACAUCACUCGUCAAGCAAAUGUGAAGAUAUUGACGAGUGUGCUCUGGGUACUCACAACUGUGGCCGCGCCGGCCCUGAGUACCGUUGUCACAACAUCCCUGGCUCCUUCCGUUGUGUGCGACGAGCUACCACUACUACAUCAACAGCUGCACCUGAAUAUGAAUACGAGUAUUAUGACUCUGAAGAGGAAAUUGUAGACGAAAACAAAAAUAGUUCCAACUCCAGUCCUGACAAUAAAUCAACACUAGAUAAAACAUUAACAACUGCAGCGAAUUCAACCGCUGGUGAACCUCCUAAAGAAACCACAACUCCUAAAUCUCCUGAAAUAAAGACUACGUUACAUCCAGAUAUUGAUAUAGAUAAACCUGCAGAAAUACCAAUUGACCAUACUCAAGAGGAAGAUCUGAAAAAUAAUGUUUAUACUAUAGACAAUGACAAAAAUGUCGUAUCUAAUUCAGAGCCAUCACAACCUGAUAUCACAAAAGAGUCUAUACCAACAUCAAGUGAAUCAAUAUACAGAAUUGAAUACACACCAACGGAACCCCCGAAAAAAGCUGAAACGUUUACCCCAAUUCCUUCCGAACCAUCUAAAUCUACGGAUGCUGAAGAUGAAAUUUCUUACAUUCCGAUUGACGAAAGACCAGAAGGACCAAAACGAACAGAGAAUACGGAACAACCUGGACCUAAAUAUGAUUUAGAUCCAAUAAAUAAAUUACCAGCUGAGUUACCACACAGUAAACCAUUAGAUCCAAAAGAAAACGAAAUAGAUACUUAUGAAACAGUAACAAAAUCUGUAACACAACCUACAUCUCCUCAAGUUGUGUUUGUUGAAGUGGGCAAAGAUACAGCAACAGUUAGAGGUGAACAAACUCCGGAUGGAUCAGUAGUUGUUGACACUAAUGAAGUACCAACAAACGAAUGGACCAAGAUAAACGCCAAGCCAAUCGACUGCCAGUUUGGCUUCGAAAGAGACGCAUAUGGUGCUUGUUAUGAUAUUGAUGAAUGUGCCACAAAUCGUCACAUCUGCUCCGGUCUAACGGAAAUUUGUCGGAAUACCAUGGGAGGGUACCUAUGCGAUUGCGCUGCCGGAUUCCGGAGAGAUUUAGCUUCGGGAACCUGCGUAUUUAUUACUUGGUCUACCUCAAUAUCGACACCUACUACGACAUCAACUACAACUACGAUGACACCACCUCCUCCUCCACCACCACCACCUACAUUACCCCCAAUGCCACCUCCAACUUUACCACCAACACCACCCCCAACUUCACCAUCAACACCUCCACCUACAAUGCCGACAACUCCUUCAUCAACAACUCCUUCAUCAACAACUCCUUCAUCAACAACUCCUCCACCAACGCCUCCUCCAACAGUGCCAACAACACUUCCGCCAACGCCUCCCCCAACAUCGCCAACAACUCCCCCUCCAACACCUCCUCCCACAUCACCACCUUCUCCGCCAACAACUGAACGAAAAAUUUUCUGGGGCUAUCCGGAAUACCGACCAUUUACAACGAGGCCGUUUAAAUCGAGAAACAUCUGUGAAAUGGGAUAUCAUUUCAACACAAACACUGGGACAUGUGAAGAUAUAAACGAAUGUACAAACGGACAAGCAAACUGUGCAGCAGUAGAGAUAUGUGUAAACACUGAAGGAGGUUAUCGAUGUGAAUGUCCACCCAACUGGGAAUUAGAUAGUAGAAGACAACGUUGCGUUCCCAUUAGAAACAACCAACAUUUCCCACAAGGAUAUGGUAAUGAACCAACGUAUAAUGCAGUUGGUCCUAUACAUUAUGGUACAACAGGUAGACCAUCGAAACCAGAAGUGAAUGUUGUAGAGGACAGGGUAAAUAAGUGUCCUGCAGGGUACGAACUUGGAGAUGAUAAUUUAUGUCAUGAUGUAGACGAAUGUCUAACUGGUGAAGCUAAGUGCGGGUUUAUGCAGUUAUGUACAAACCUACCUGGUGGGUAUACCUGCAGCUGUCCAACAGGGUAUACUCUGGUGGGUGACCAUGAGUGCGAGGAUGUUGAUGAAUGUGCAGUGGCUGGUAGUAUUCCUGUCUGUUCACAGGACGCCGACUGUAUUAACACGUUAGGAUCAUAUCAGUGUCGGUGCCAUUCUGGGUUCAGGGCAGCACCUCGUAAUGAUAAGGUGUGCAUAGACGUGGAUGAGUGUGUGGAGAACAGAGCGGGGUCGUUGUGCCAGCAGCGCUGCAACAAUGUGUGGGGAGGUUAUCGCUGCUCGUGUCAUCGCGGGUACCGACUUAGCCACGACAACAGUUCAUGUACCGAUGUGGAUGAAUGUGUGGAAUUCAAGACUAGACAUCUCUGUGAUGGAAAAUGUCUGAAUGAGCCGGGUUCCUAUCGCUGUUCCUGUCCUAAAGGUUACAGACUGUCUGAAGAUAAAAGGAGCUGUAUUGACAUUGAUGAGUGUGAGACUGGUGAGGCGCCAUGUGCACAAAGCAGCCCGUAUGCUGUCACCAGCGACAUCUGCGUCAACAUGCGCGGUGGAUAUCACUGCCAUCGCAUCAUCUGCCCUCCUGGGUACAAGAUUGAGAGCAGGCAUCGCUGCACUAAGAUAGAUGCCACAUGCGCACCUUCUGACCGCAAUUGUACACAUCAACCUUCAACUUACUCCUAUAACUUUAUUACUUUCGUAUCAAAGCUGUACAUUCCUGAUCCAAGUGUGGAUUUAUUCACAAUGAAAGGUCCAGUCUGGCCAACAGCUAGGAUGAGGUUCGAACUCAAAUUAGUUGAGGUGAAUGCUCCUCCGACUGUCAAAGAACGAGCUGAUAUAAAUUCUUUCAUGCUGCUGCAAAGAGGUAACAAUCAAGGUGUUAUAACUCUGGUUAAAUCUCUAGAAGGACCACAGAGUAUCGAACUAGAAUUGUCUAUGGAACUCUAUAAUAGAGGUCAAUUCGCUGGAAUAGCUGUCGCUAAACUGUACAUAUAUGUUUCUGAAUAUGAAUUCUAAAUGUAUUACCUUAAGGUUCAUUAUUAAAUAAAAGUAUUAAAGUAAUAAGUGACUUAUAAGAUAUACAUCGUUAAGGAUGCCAUACACGGGCAUCUUUAAAUAGUCUGCUUAUUUUAACGAUAGAAAACUGUAGUACGUGUAUUAAAUACUGCAACUUUCAACUACUUGAAGGUGUCCGUGUACAUUAGAUAUUAUGUUUUCUAUUGAAAACUUGUAGUAAUUUUCUGAAUGAGAUUUUUUUUAAAAUAUAUUUUUCGUAUAAACAUUUUUUAUGCUUG